CAGUUCGUUUUUUGAAAUUUUGACAUGAAGAAGCUCUUUGGUUUAUUUGGGGUUUUUCUCUGCAUUGAGUUAUGCACUGGAGCUCUGGGAAGACCCGAAGACUUUACAGGGGACACCUCAGACAUGGGAGAAGACAGUGUAAGGUCUUGUGGUUAUAAUAUGGAAUGUGUUCCAGCUGAAUUGUGUGAAAAUGGAUCAAUCGUCAGGGACGGAAGAACAAUUAUCAAUGCGCGAUCGGGGUUUUCUUCCGCGACAAAUUACAAUAACGGUUGCAAAUGGACAGAAGCAUGUUGCCUUAACACUGAGAAGAAGUCGAGACCAACAAUAAAUUAUGUCUCUCGGGGAUGUGGCUACAGCAAUCCCAAGGGAGUGGAAGUGACCCUACAAAAUACUGACAACGGUGAAUCACAAUUUGGUGAAUUCCCCUGGAUGGUAAGCGUCUGGGAGAAAGAUACCGUCCAGGGAGGUGGCACCUUGUUGGCCCCUAAUGUGGUGCUUACUAUAGCCCACAAAAUCAUUAACAGUUCGGCCGAGAACCUUAUGGUGCGGGCUGGCGAAUGGGAUACCCUCAUCACGGCUGAGCCAUAUGCCCAUGAAGAUCGCGGUGUGGCCACGAAAAUUGUGCAUCCCGAUUUUGAUGGGGUUGUGCUAUUGAACGAUGCCGCUCUACUCAUCUUGAAGACUCCCUUUAAGCUGGCACCGCACAUCGACACCAUUUGCUUACCCGGAAUACUCGAUAAUUUCAAUCAACGCCGCUGCAUUGUCACAGGUUGGGGCAAAAAGAAUCUUGAUGACCCAGACUAUCCCCAUCUUCUGAAGAAGAUUGAUGUGCCAAUCGUGGACAGGACUAAAUGCCAGCGACAAUUGCGACGAACUCGCCUAGGACGAUACUUUGAGCUGCACAGCAGCUUCGUCUGCGCUGGCGGCGAGUUGAACAAAGAUGCCUGCUUUGGAGACGGUGGCUCCCCGCUCGUGUGUCCCUCUCUUGAUGAUCCCGAUCGAUACACGCUGGCAGGCAUCGUCGCCUGGGGCCUUGACUGUGGCUAUGAGAAUGUGCCCGGCGUCUAUGUGAAUGUGCAGAUGCUGCGUCCCUGGAUUGAAGCACAACUCCAGAACUAUCACGUUUCUUCCUGUAGCUAUAACCCAUAAGUAACGAUUAACCAGUUUAAAAUGUAAUUAAAUUGCUUGCACACUGUAUCGUUUUGUUAUGUGGACAUUUGCGAAUUUCCAAGCGAAGGUCAACCCAUUUUUAUUUGCAAUUGCAUA
This is a messenger RNA of Drosophila innubila, 1266 nucleotides long. RefSeq names its product phenoloxidase-activating factor 2-like. The record is from RefSeq and is a predicted model, not a curated record. Gene Ontology annotation, molecular function: serine-type endopeptidase activity. The coding region runs from base 25 to 1149 and encodes 374 amino acids. Gene Ontology annotation, biological process: proteolysis. The transcript is spliced from 2 exons. Lineage: Eukaryota; Metazoa; Arthropoda; Insecta; Diptera; Drosophilidae.